Messenger RNA from Parnassius mnemosyne (clouded apollo), 474 nucleotides. NCBI's taxonomy places the organism in Eukaryota, Metazoa, Arthropoda, Insecta, Lepidoptera, Papilionidae. The record is from the annotation of a GenBank genome assembly.
AUGAAUUUGAAAAAAAUUAGUUUGUCAAGACGAACUGUUGUUCGACGUAUAGAAAUGAUGGCUAAUGAUAUAAAAACAACAUUGACUGUCCGUAUGGCUGGUUUUGAAUCAUUUUACAUAGCAUUAGACGAGAGCACCGAUUUGUCUGACACAGCUCAACUGGCUAUAUUUAUUCAAGGUGUUGAUAAGGAAUUCACUGUUACUAAGGAAUUGCUUGCUUUACAGCCGCUAAAAGGAACCACUACAGGAGAGGAUAUUUUUAUUGAAGUUCAAAAGGUAUUCACAAGUUUUGGUUUGCCAUGGUCAAAAUUAAUUGGAGUAUGCACUGAUGGUGCACCUUUUAUGGUCGGCUUACGUAAAGGUUUCAUCGGAAUUUUGAAUGAAAAAGCAACAGAAUUAAAUGUACAAAAAGAUGAUUUGAUAGUCCUUCAUUGCAUUAUCCAACAACAGAACUUGUGUUCUAAGUCCAUUUGA